This is a messenger RNA of Suricata suricatta (meerkat), 4811 nucleotides long. RefSeq names its product L3MBTL histone methyl-lysine binding protein 1 (gene L3MBTL1). Gene Ontology annotation, cellular component: nucleus. Gene Ontology annotation, molecular function: zinc ion binding; protein binding. The record is from RefSeq and is a predicted model, not a curated record. The coding region runs from base 12 to 2714 and encodes 900 amino acids. Gene Ontology annotation, biological process: regulation of DNA-templated transcription. Lineage: Eukaryota; Metazoa; Chordata; Mammalia; Carnivora; Herpestidae. The transcript has 22 exons.
GGCCUCCCAGGAUGGAGGGGAAUGCCGAAAUGGAGAUGCUGAGGACACUGAAGGGACCCUCCACAGGAGAGGUCAACGUGCACCUGGUGGCCAGAGACAGCUCAGGCUCUGGCUCUCACCUGCCCGCUACUGCCUUCAUCAUCCCAGCCAGCUCGGCUACCCUUGGCCUGUCCAGCAGUGCUCUGGAUGUGACCUGUUUUCCGCGGGAGCCGAUCCAUGUGGGCGCUUCGGAGCGAGUGGUGGGCAGCAUACCUGUCACGGCCACCGUUCUGCCGCAGUUAAGCGCCGGGCCUGUGGCCAGCUCCAGCGCCACCACAGUGCGGCUCCUGGAGUGGACCGAGGCUGCUGCCCCGCCUCCUGGGAGCGGCCUGCGGUUCCGGAUAAGCGAGUACGCGCCGCUGAACAUGGUAGGAGCAGAGCAGCCCCCGAGCCCGGAGCUGCGGCCCGAAGGUGUGGCCGAGUAUGAAGAUGGCGAGGCCCCGGCGGGAGGUGGCGAUGCGGGCACCCAACAUACAGCAGACCUCCCCCAGGACCCUCCAGAAGAUCCCCCGCAGGACCCCACAGAAGAUGAUGGCACUUGUCAGUGCCAGGAGUGUGGACCUCAGCAAAGCGCAGUUCCGGAUCCUGGUUCCUCCAAUGAUGACAUCCCGCCACUGUUCCAAGAGCGGUCAGUUAUAGUGGAGAACUCCUCCGGCCAGAGCUGCAGCACCAGCGCUUCCGAGCUCCUCAAACCUAUGAAGAAGAGGAAGCGCAGGGAAUACCGCAGCCCCUCCGAGGAGGAGGAGGAGUCCGAGCCAGAGACCUUGGAGAAGCAAGAAGAAGGAAAGGAUCAAGAGGGACAGCCCACUGCUAGCACCCCGGACAGUGAGGAGUGGAACAGCAGCCAGCCCGCAUCAGGGGAGAAGAAGGAAAGCUGGUCGUGGGAGCCCUACCUGGAGGAGCAGAAGGCUGUCACUGCCCCUGUCAGCCUCUUCCAGGACUACCAGGCGGUCACUCAUAAUAAGAAUGGCUUCAGACUGGGCAUGAAGUUGGAAGGCAUCGACCCUCAACACCCGUCCAUGUACUUCAUCCUCACCGUGGCCGAGGUGUGUGGCUACCGCCUACGUCUGCACUUUGAUGGGUAUUCCGAGUGCCAUGACUUCUGGAUCAAUGCCAACUCCCCUGACAUUCACCCUGCUGGCUGGUUUGAGAAGACCGGGCACAAGCUGCAGCCCCCCAAAGGUUACAAGGAGGAUGAGUUCAGCUGGAGCCAGUACCUGCGCAGCACAAGAGCCCAGGCCGCCCCCAAGCACCUGUUUGUGAGCCAGAGCCAGAGUCCCCCACCCCUGGGUUUCCAGGUGGGCAUGAAGCUGGAGGCUGUUGACCGCAUGAACCCAUCCCUCGUCUGCGUGGCCAGCGUGACCGACGUGGUGGACAGCCGCUUCCUGGUGCACUUUGACAACUGGGAUGAUACUUAUGACUACUGGUGUGAUCCCAGCAGCCCCUACAUCCACCCGGUGGGCUGGUGCCAGAAGCAAGGAAAGCCCCUCACCCCUCCACAAGACUACCCAGACCCUGACAGCUUCUGUUGGGAGAAAUAUCUGGAAGAAACCGGGGCCUCUGCUGUGCCUACCUGGGCCUUCAAGGUGCGACCCCCACACAGCUUCCUGGUCAACAUGAAGCUGGAGGCCGUGGACCGCAGGAACCCAGCCCUGAUUCGUGUGGCCAGCGUGGAGGAUGUGGAGGACCAUCGGAUAAAGCUCCACUUUGAUGGCUGGAGUCACGCCUAUGACUUCUGGAUUGAUGCCGACCACCCAGACAUCCACCCCGCGGGCUGGUGCUCCAAGACGGGGCAUCCUCUGCAGCCCCCUCUCCGACCCAGGGAGCCCAGCUCCGCCUCCCCUGGGGGCUGUCCCACCCUUAGCUAUCGGAGCCCGCCACACACUAGGACCUCCAAGUACAACUUUCACCAGCGGAAGUGCCCCACUCCUGGUUGUGAUGGUUCCGGCCACGUCACAGGCAAGUUCACAGCUCACCAUUGCCUCUCAGGCUGCCCACUGGCUGAGAGGAACCAGAGUCGGCUGAAGGCGGAGCUGUCCGACACGGAGGCCUCGGCCCGUAAGAGGAACCUCUCGGGCUUCUCCCUAAGGAAGAAGCCUCGCCAUCAUGGCCGGAUUGGACGCCCUCCAAAGUAUCGGAAGAUCCCUCAGGAAGAUUUCCCGACACUAGCUCCCGACGCCGCGCACCAGUUGCACCAGUCCCUCUUCACGUCCGCCCUGUCAGCCCGCCCUGACCGCUCGCUGUCCCUGUGCUGGGAGCAGCACUGCAAGCUCCUGCCGGGAGUGGCGGGCAUCUCGGCCUCAACAGUUGCCAAGUGGACCAUUGAUGAGGUCUUCAGCUUCGUUCAGACCCUGACCGGCUGUGAAGACCAGGCACGACUCUUCAAAGAUGAGAUGAUUGACGGCGAGGCCUUCCUUUUGCUGACACAGGCGGACAUUGUGAAGAUCAUGAGCGUCAAGCUGGGCCCAGCCUUGAAGAUCUAUAACGCCAUUCUCAUGUUCAAAAACGCCGAUGACACCUUAAAGGUCUUUUUCUUAGGAGUUAAGAACAAUCGGGUAGAAUGGGAGGCCUCCCGUCAGAGGCCCAUUUCUCUUCGACGUCUCUCCAUGCUUUUCUUUCCUUGCCUCCUACCAAGAAGUGACCCUGCCACAACACAUGUUCACUCUGCUGUCUGAUUUCUGGGCGGGAUCCAGGCAAUGGCCCACCCAGACCCACUGACUCUUCCCUCUUCGAUGGGUCAGCCUCGGAAACGUGUCUUCAUACGCCCACUGGAGUCUCUGGCUGCCUUUCUCCCUUUUACCUACAAGUUGGGGAUUCCAAGCCAAGAUGCCUUCGUAAGCAUGCCCAAUUCUGGAUCGGCUAGCAUUUUAGUGGCCCAUGCCAGGUCCUGUUUCCAGCAGACUAAGUGGUUAGAGCCUGUUUUACCUCUCCAGAAAAGGUCAAGGCUCCACAGAUGUUCCCCAUAUACCCUUCCAGGGUCAGGUGUGGGGAAGAGGCAGCCCAAGGCUAUGUCAGACAAUCUCGGGUCUUUGGCCAGAGGGGCAGCUCCGGCAGGCACGAUGGUCCCCAAAGCUGAGCAUGGCAUCCUUCCCUGCAGCCAUGCAUCUCAGCCAAGGCAUUGCCCAUGGGGCGAGGGCCCCACACCCGCCAGGCCCCAGCUGUGAGAAUGUGCUGCUCUGUCUAGCACACAUACCUCACGACAUCACAUUCGACCUAUCCGUUAAAUGUCUUGCUUUUGUGGAGUCUUACAAAGCCCACUUGCACUUGGGAGUGGGGAAGGUGAAUUCCUCUAUCUUUGAAUUCUCUGUGGCCCAUAAGCCUUUUGUAUCACUGUCUGUCUGUCCUGCACUGCCAUCCAGGUGCCUGCUGGGGCUCUGGGACUUAGGCCUUUCUGUCCAAGUGGGGGCCUAGCCUCCACCAAGCCACUGCCAAACCAGCUGGGGUGAGGCAGAGGGCCCAGUGGGAGCUGGCCCUGCACAGAGGUGAAGAGCAACGGGCAGGCUCCCGUGGCCCCCGGUGCUGAGAUGGGCCCGCGGGGUGCAGAGCCAGAUCGCUUCCCUGGGUCACGUGGUGCGCCUAGGGUACCCUCAGGAGUGUUUGACAGAUGCAGCUGUGAGGCUUGAUGUUGGGAAAAUGCCAAGGGCUAUUACUGUUAAAAUAUGAAGCUAUAUCUUUCCCAUUGAAGUGGGGCAUUCAAAGCUGUUGAUGUCCUGCCGCGGUUCAAUAGGGGACCCUCUCUUCCGUGGGCUCACACAGCUUUGCCAGGGGCAGCCAUUUGGCCACCCAGCUGAACUCCUGCCAGGCUUCAGAUGUUCCUUCCCUUUGCCCCUGAGAGGCAGCUCUGAGCACAACCUUCCCGGGAGGAAAGUGGGCAGUCCCCGCCUCUGGCUGAUGCUUGGGUUUCUGGAGGUCGCGUUGCCCCUUGGCCAAAAGUAAAGAGGAGCAAGUCUGAACCUCUCUGACUUGGUUGCUUGUGGUGGCAAAACUCACCAGCCCCUUGGCCUUGUCUGCUUCUCUCUGAAACUGAGGAGAGAUGCUCACCGGCUCUGUGGUGUGAGGAGAGGGCAGAAGUGUGCACAGCUGUGCUGCGGGACCUCGCCUGUCCUGGGGAGUGGGGCUGGACAGCUUUGCCACGUGGAUCUACCAACCACACUUCUAGUGCUUGCCCAUAGGAAGGGCAAGGUGGAUUGAGGCCCUUGAGAAAAGGGCCCCCAGGCUCCGAACUUUGAGACCUCAGCGCUUUCUGCACCGACAUCAGACUCUGGAAAAAAACAUAAAAAGAGGGAAAGAAAUCUGCCCUAUUGCCCCUUCCCCCCCUCCUGUCCCCGGAUGACAUCAUCGCACCUUGACCUGGGUGCCCAGUGACGGGAGGGAGUUGGCGUGCCAUGUGCCUCUGCCCUCUCUCCAGCAGCAGACACCGCUUACACUUUGGCCCUGGCAGGCGCUCCCAGCCCUUGUCCAGCCCUGGCUUAGGGCACUGAGAGCCUUUCUGUUUAAUUUCUGAAGCAGAGAGAAUGAUCCCAGAGUUUGAAAAUGAAGCCUGUUUGCACUUUCAUUCACAUGCACUUUGGUGGAAUUGUUUUUGUACUUGCCGUGUGUGUGUGUGUGUGUGUGUGCGCACGCGUGUGCGUGCAUGUGUGUUCUUUAAGAGAAUCCUCUGGUUUAAGAUAAAGUGACUCUUGACUCAUGAAAGAGAAAAAGUUAAAACCGUGGUGUUUUUGUCAGUGCAUUGAAACAACAUAAAUAAACUUGGAACAUCUGGAUGAUAUGUA